Messenger RNA from Echinostoma caproni, 3816 nucleotides. The record is from the annotation of a GenBank genome assembly. NCBI's taxonomy places the organism in Eukaryota, Metazoa, Platyhelminthes, Trematoda, Plagiorchiida, Echinostomatidae.
AUGUCUGUUGAGGAUGAGUUUCAAUCGUUGAUAUCCAGUGCUCGCAUUGUGUUCGAACAAGGUGAUCCUCAUGAGUCGUUGAAAAUCUGCCAGAAAGCACUGGAUUUAAAAGAAUGUCCAAAGCUGCGAAAGAAAAUAGAAAGGAUCAGAGCUUACAUUGCUUCUCAGGAGAAAGAAAAUAUGGGUAAUCAGUGCGAAAAUUCCACAGAAGAUCCGGUCAAGGAAGUAGCAGACCAUUUGUUUUCUAAAGCCCAAAGGAAGAUUGAGUCUGGAGAUCUAGAAGCAGCGCUCAAACUUCUCAAAGAAUCUUAUGAAUGCUAUCCGUCUCAGACAACUGCCAAAAGAAUCGCCAAGGUUGAAAAAUCCCUGAAUACGAUCGGGAAUGAAGCAGAGGACGUACCACGUAGGAGUAGCGUAUCCGAAGUUUCAGAGGAAUUAGAUCCGGAGCAAAUGGUUGAGGAAGCGCGACAGUUGUAUCAUAAUGGUCAACUUAGAGACUGCGUUCAGUUAUUGCAAAGGGUACAGAGCAUUGCCCCAUCGGAAAAAAUUCAGCGCAAAAUUGAUCGAAUCGAGACAUUCUUACGUGAAAAUCGCGCUAAAUCGCCAGUUUCUGACAAUGAAGAUCUAUCCUCCAAUGAUUUAGUCACUGUCGCCGAAGGCUUCUAUUUACCACAUGCCUUGUACAAACAAUUGUACUCUUAUCAACGGGAUGGUGUUCAAUGGCUCUGGAAACUUCAUAACAGUGCACCCGGUGGAGUGCUAGCAGAUGAUAUGGGUUUGGGAAAAACUGUACAGGUUAUUUCUUUUUUGUGCGGUUUGUUUCUAUCUAGCCGAAAAUCGUUCACGGCGUUGGUAGCCAUGCCUGUCAGUGUCCUGGUCACUUGGGAGUCAGAACUAAAGCGCUGGGCACCAGCACUUCGUGUUUGCGUGUUCCACGAUGCUAAUCGACAAACCCGACUGCGACACCUGGCUUCAAUUCAACGGCAAGGUGGAAUUCUUCUCACGACCUACGGGAUGGUAACAUCAAACAUCGUUGAUCUAACCACCGAUUUGAAUGCGGACCCACACUUUUUAAGUUCCGCCGGUCGAACCGCCCCGGACGAACGUCAUGGACCGGAAUUUCAAUGGAACUAUUUAGUUCUAGAUGAGGCGCACAAAAUCAAAAACCCGGCAGCCAAAACCACCAAAGCAAUCCUGACCAUAUCGGCAAAGCAUCGCAUACUGCUUACCGGAACAGCGGUACAGAAUAAUCUGGCUGAACUCUGGUCCCUGUACAAUUGCACGCAUUCUGGUCGCCUACUUGGUCGUAUGCAGACAUUUAAAACCGAAUACGAAAAGCCGAUCACGAGGGCUCGUGAAAAAGACGCUAGUCGUGCGGAACGUGCACACGGACAGUUGAUGGCUCAAAGUUUACGCAAACUAAUUGAUCCUUACUUUUUGCGUCGAACGAAAGCGGAAGUUCUUCCCUCGACUGAUAAUACCACACCCGACCAGCUGGAAGUUUCCCUAUCCAAAUUGAGGGAUUUGCAACUGAACGAGGCAAUGCCUAAGAAAACUGAGUUAGUAAUUUGGUUGUAUUUGCGUGAAAUCCAGGAGCGUAGUUAUCGGGAUUUUCUUCAACUGGAUCAAGUCAAAGAACUACUGCUACGAAGCAAUCGUCGGUCCCCACUGAUGGAACUGAUCAUCCUGAAGAAACUUUGCGAUCAUCCACGAUUACUGUCACGUGAUCAAUGUUUGAGUCUCAAUUUAGAAGUAAACCAAGCACCCGAGGGACAGUUUUCUAAACACUACUUGCCCUCAGCCUCACAAUUGAUGAACGAAUCCGGCAAGUUGUACUUUUUAGGUGCCCUAAUGAAUUCGUUCCUAUGCGAUGCCGAGCAAGAAACCCCGUACCCUCCUCGAACAUUGAUUUUUUCACAAAGUCUACGUCUUUUGGAUAUGGCAGAGAAAGUGAUUCUGUCCUUAAAUAAGCGACCGGAAAAUGUGGCCAAAUCCCGUUUUCAUCGAGUGCUUCGGCUUGAUGGACGUCUAAGCAAAGUUGAAGAACGACUGGAAGUGAUUCGCAUGUUCGAACGUGACAAGUCGUACACGGUUGGUGGAGUCGGACUGACAUUGACCGCAGCCAAUCGUGUAGUGAUUUUGGAUCCCAGUUGGAAUCCGGCCACGGACGCGCAGGCGGUGGAUCGAGCCUAUCGAAUUGGACAGAAGUCUAACGUGCUUGUCUAUCGCCUAAUCACUUGUGCUACUGUGGAGGAAAAGAUCUACCGGCGCCAAAUAUUCAAAGAUUCUGUGAUUCGUCAGACCACCAGUUCUGGUCGUAAUAAAUCCGAUCACGAUCCCUAUCGUUAUUUCACACAUCAAGAUCUUCGUGAACUAUUCACGUUGGCUGAUCCACGCGUCUCAGCCACACAAGAACAGUUGAGCCAAUUGCACGAGGCCAGAGAGAAAUGGGAUGACCAGUGGCUUUCGCCACAUUUGGCUUAUCUGACCGGAGAUGAAAUGCGCGAUUCUGUGUUCGGUCUGUCUUUUCACGACUUGAUGUUUAGCCGCCAAGAAGUGCACGAACCUGUACAUCCGGCCACUGAAGACGAGGCAAGGCGCGAACAAGAGUUCUUGCGAAACCGUAUGGCCGCAGCUGAGUUUGCAAUAGCACGUGAGUGUGGGGGCUUAACAGCUCCACAUCCCGUUCUCUCUUUGCCCCCUGAUAUGAACAACAACUCUGGUGCUCCUGCUUAUCGUCCUCCUGAUGGUGUAUUCGUGGUACCCUCCAUGAUUGAUUCUCGACGUCCCAUGCUUAAUCGACCACAUCUAGGCCUUCCCACUGCUCGCUCUCUCACCCAAACAACUCUCCCAUGGAUGACACAACCACCUGUGGAACAUACACAGCCUGAUGGAGUUGCUGAUUUGAUCGAUCAGUUUACGACCAGCCUGCGUGAAAUGAGCAUAUCGCAUGCAGAUAGCCCUCCAGUAACUCCAAACACAUCAGCAGCAGAUCAAACAGAUUCCUGUGUGAUCAUAGAGGAUCCUCAAGACGUAUCACAUAAACUGCCUGAAAACGCUUCCCGCGAAACAACAGACUCAAACUCACGAUACAGUGCACAGCAAAAUAGUCCCGCGCACCCCACCCAGCGGGAUUCAACUACUGCCAACUGCGUUUCUCAACCCUCAUCUUCGUCCGUUCAUUCUACUCAAACACCAUCGGGUAAAUCUGCUUCGGGUCGAUCCUCAAUGGAUGUGAAUUCACCUUGGCCAUCGUCGGCCGCAGCAUUUUUGGGAGCGAUCAAAUCCAACGUGUUCCGCUCGACUCCGGUAUCGUUGAGAACUGCGCCGCAACCCAUGCUCCUUGGAACACCAGUAAUGAACCCGAGGAAGUCUGCAGAAUCUCCUUCUACUCCCAGCAUUCAUAUGUCAGCGGAUACCACCAAGUCCAUGAGAAACUCUUUGUCCCCUACGAAGAAUCACUCUCCUAUUGGAUUAUCUUCCUCGUCAUCCUCUGAGUCCUCACAUGAAUCAUCGUCAAACCCAAUCCGAUUUACCAAGAAUGGUAUGCUGAUAGAUAUCACGGUAGAGAUGGACGAAGAGCGAUUGCAGAACACAAUGGCUAUGAAAUCAUUACACGAAAUUCUCGCCAAAUCCGGUCUACAUACGCCAAAUGAGCAAGUGGACCGAACUGGGUCUCAAUUUGCGCUCGAGACGAUCGAGGUUGAAGAUUCCUGUCUGUCUGCUUCACAAAAUCAUAUUAAUCCCGUGCCACGAAGUACAAUUGAUGAUAGCCUGGACGAAGUGGAAGUCAUCGGGGACAGUUUGGACGAAUAG